Messenger RNA from Topomyia yanbarensis, 1032 nucleotides. RefSeq names its product protein trunk. The coding region runs from base 105 to 863 and encodes 252 amino acids. Lineage: Eukaryota; Metazoa; Arthropoda; Insecta; Diptera; Culicidae. The transcript has a single exon. Gene Ontology annotation, molecular function: signaling receptor binding. The record is from RefSeq and is a predicted model, not a curated record.
AAUUCCUGUUGAACGGCACGACCGGUUAGUUGGCUGUCAAAUCUGGAAGAGUCUGGUUGUGGUAAAUAAAAACUAGUGAAAGUGUCAAAAGAUCGCAAGCAAAAAUGCAAGGCCUACUGGUGGUGCUGUUGAUUUUGAUUACAGUCGGUGUUGAAACUUCAGAGGAACGCACACUGGACUAUCUGGCCAAAAGGACGGGCAAGGAUUGCGUCCAGUUGCCGGAGCCAAUUCUGUCGGAUAUUUUGGGACCAGCCUUCAAUUCGCGCUACAUGAGUAUCGACAAGCCACCGGUUAUGGAAGACGAAGCCCUGGAUGGCGGUGAUGGUGGAAACGGAAAACGUGGAGCUUCGAAUGGACUUUAUCCGUCGUUCUAUGUGGAAGAAGAUCACGUCGAGGAGGUUGGCCAUGAUCCGGCCUGGGCAGUGAACCAUGCCAGAGAUACAGCGAAUCCGGUGCUGAAACCGCCUCGAUUCAAGCGAGAUGUUUUCAACACAUUGCUGAACGACAUGAGCCGCGAAAGCCGUUCGGGGCGAUCGCAUCGAGGCCGAGGAGCUUCAAAGAAUCAGUUCAGUACUCGACCGUGGGAGUGCGAGGGAAAAAUACGGUGGCUUGAUUUAGGGGUGGAAUAUUUUCCGCGCUAUCUGCGGACGGUGGAGUGUGCCAAGACACGCUGCUGGUACGGGCACUAUCAGUGCGUGGCACGAUCGUUUACCGUGAAAAUUCUGCGCCGACGAACGGGUGAAUGUGUACCGAGCGGACAACUGAAGAACAUCGGAGUCGAAGGAUUACCCGGUGAACUACGCGAGCUCUGGGUCUGGGAAGAGCGGGCGGUCAACUUUUGCUGUGAUUGUGCUGCGCAGUAGUAGGCCGGGAACACUCGCCGCCUGAGUUCAAGGCGGUCUCUUCGUCGGAGCAGGCUACUGAUGUUAAAGUGUAAAUAGUUUUCGAAGCGCCAGCUGGUUGUAAAUAGAGGUGAAUGUUUGUUCUACUCGUUCUAGUCCUAGGUUAGAUUGUUUUGUACUGAGUGUAAAU